Molecule: messenger RNA, 3832 nt
Organism: Orcinus orca (killer whale)
Lineage: Eukaryota; Metazoa; Chordata; Mammalia; Artiodactyla; Delphinidae
Gene: VWDE
Product: von Willebrand factor D and EGF domains
Biological process (GO): anatomical structure development
Cellular component (GO): cell surface; extracellular region
Molecular function (GO): signaling receptor binding
Source: RefSeq, a predicted model, not a curated record
AUUGUGUCAAUAAGAUACUCCAAAUAAGGACAGUUCCAUGUGUUUGUUAUUAUUAGGGAGACAGCAGCCUCAAACAAGGGCUGUAUUUCCAGGAUAACUGUUUUUAUUGCCUCCUCUUCUCUUCUCUCUUCUUGCUGGGAAGAGGUGCUUUAUGUUCUCCCUCUGCAGAUUCGACAGAAAAAGGUAUCUUCCAGGCCAACUACUGCUCAGAAAAUGGCUUUCCUAAAAAAUAUACAGAACUAGCUCUUUCUCCAUGUUUUUUUUCUUGUUUUUCCUUCAAAACUGUUCCCUUCUACCCCAUUCAUUUUCCUAUGCUUAGAAAUGAAAAUGAACUUCACUACUUUUAUAUGUAAAAAUAAGAAAAAAUGUGAAAACUUUAUAUUUUUUCCUGCAGUAAAAAAAUGCAGGAAACUUCACUAGGAGGGCAUUUUACAAAAAUUAUAUUAGCAUUAAAAGUUUGGUUUAGUUUGUUGCAUUCUAGGACCUGGCAGAGAUGGGAUUUGGGGGGGCACAUGGCUACUGUGGCAGAAAGCAGGUCAUGGAGGGUCAGAAAUUGCAUUCAAAUCUGGAGGUUCACUCUCAAGAGCAGUCCUUGUAAGGCCUAUACCUUCUGAUGGUAGGAAUAAACAAAUCCUGACUCAACAGCAAUCAGCAAUUUUGCCUGUCCAAAUUAAAUGAAAAUAAAGUCCUUGAAGCUCAAAUAACUCAAAAAUACAUUCUAAAGAGUCUGCUGAUUGGCUUAUUGUAUCUAUGGAAAGUGCAUAUUGUCAUCUUUGUUCUACUAAGAGAUUAUAACAUUUCAGAUGGCCUUUACAUGCCCUUGUAGGUUUAUUUUCUGUUUUUGUUUCAGUAGUCAGUUUUAAUCGAGGGCUGAACUAUGUCAAUGAAGAAAAUACAUAACAUCAUCUGUCCUUCCAUUCUAGCUCAGGGGUGCUCUCCUGGGGGAUACCAGUUUCUUCAGAGCCCUUAUAGAAGUGUCAAUUUUGACUCCCUGGGCCUCCAGCAGUUAGCCAUUCAAGACCUGAUAUGUGACCACUCCCUUUCUCCCUGAUGGUAUCGAUUUCUCCUCUUUGACAGACCUGCUAAGAUGCCAACCAAAUGUGUCGAGAUGAACCACUGCGCAACACUGGCCCCCAUCUGCCUGUCUCUGAACGAUUCAGAAACACUACCUCUACCUGGGGAGAUCAAGCAAUUGACAGCUUGUGCCACAUGGCAGUUUUUGUUCAGCACUACAAAAGACUUCUGUCUUUUUCAAAUCCCAGUGUCCAUAAGAAACUGUGGAAAGUUUUUUGUGUACUUACUACAACCCACUCAGGGAUGUAUGGGAUAUUGUGCAGAAGAAAAAAUUGUUCUUGUCCAAAUUACUAUUCUUUUCUGUUUUCCAUCUGGAAGGAUUUUACCAGGAAAAAGCAUGUUUGACACAAUGCCAGUUUCUCUGCCAUCACCUAGAAAACAAUCCUAUUGUAGCUACUCAAUGGACACUACUUCAUUGUAUCCAUCUUCUAAUCAUCUGGAAAGUGUUUCUCAAUCAGAGAUUGUUUCAGCUUGCAAAGACCCCAAACAUGUCAAAUUCGCUUCCUUGAUAGAGCUAGAUGUCACCUCUGAAUAUAUUAAUUCAGAAGCUCCUGUCAGAGGAAUAAACAAGCAUACAUCUCGAGAAAAAAAUAAUUUGGAUUUCUUUCCUCAAGAAAAAAAGCAUGUGAAUCUAACCAGUCUGGACUUAAAUUUACAAAAACAUCCUGGGAAUGAAAAACAAGAUGCAUCAAAAACUUUGGACAAGGGGAGACGUACACAGGACCAGGGUAAUCACAGCCAAGAAAUAAGGUGGGAUCGACAAAACAGAUGGAAACAGCAAAACUUCAGUGAGUUUCUUCCUUUGUUUGCUUUUCAAAGUCUCAGCCAAAGUGACCUAGAAGAGUUUACUUACUUUUUCCCUGAGGACCAUACUGAGGAUGUCCACCAAGAGUUUGUCCCCACGUGGCCCACACCAUCUGGCCACACCGAAUACAGCACAUCGGCACUAUGUCAGCACACUCUUGCCAACUCCAGCAUAGGAAUGCACUGUCUUGCCUUUCUUGGCAAGAGACUAGACAGUGUGAUAGAGAUGUGUUUUAAGGAUGUUCUCCUAAAAGAUCAUCUUAGCUGGGCAGAAGCAGGUGUGGCCCUUUUAGAAAAUGAAUGUGAAAAGAGGAUUUUGGAAGAGGGGAAAUAUAACAGAGAAGAAUACAUCAAGUCAAUUAAAGACAUUCUCUUGUCAUUAAAAUGCCCCAAUUUAUGCAGUGGCCAUGGGCAGUGUAUGGAAUGGGGGUGUGCAUGCUCCCCAGGCUUUAGUUCCUAUGAUUGCAGUGAUUCACACAACAAGGUUCCUGAAAUUAUAGAACUUGAGAAUGCUGGAUUGUGUAAUAUUCAAAAAUAUAACUGUAUGAUGGUGAGAGUUUUUGGUCAAGGCUUCAAAGAAUCACCUUCAAUUAAAUGUGAAGUUACUAAACUGAAGUUUAAUUCUGAUCUGUUUUUCAUGUAUACAUUUACAGUUGAAACACAGUUUUUAAAUAAAUUUACUACACAUACUGUGGUUCUCACAAGGUCUGACAACAGUGUAACUAAGGAAGAGGAUGGUAAAAAUGCCCAUCAGGGGGAGAGGAAUGUUAAGCCAACAAAUGGAAAUGCCUCUACCAUUUGUAGGCAUCCAUGUGGAAAAAACAGGGAGUGUGUUGCCCCAAACAUAUGCGAACGUAAACCUGGUUACGCUGGUUCUAACUGCCAAACCACUAUAUGUCAUCCUGAUUGCAGAAACCAUGGAAAAUGUAUUAAGCCUAACAUUUGUGAAUGCCCCCCAGGACAUGGUGGAGCUACCUGUGAUGAAGUGUGUCUACAGAACUGUAGACCACCUUGUCAACAUGGUGGCACCUGCUUGGCUGGAAAUCUCUGCACUUGUCCUUAUGCUUUUGUAGGACCAAGGUGUGAAACAACAGUUUGUAACAGGCACUGUGAAAAUGGAGGCAAGUGCCUUACACCAGAUGUUUGCCAGUGCAAGCCUGGCUGCUAUGGACCCACCUGUAGCACAGCUUUGUGUGACCCGGUUUGCCUCAAUGGUGGUUCCUGUAAUAAGCCAAACACUUGCCUCUGUCCAAAUGGAUUCUUUGGUGCACAGUGUCAGAAUGCUAUCUGUCACCCUCCCUGUAAGAAUGGUGGUCACUGCAUGAGAAAUAACGUGUGUGCCUGUCCUCAAGGAUACACUGGUAGGAGAUGCUAAAAAAGUAUCUGUGAUCCCAUAUGCAUUAAUGGAGGAAAGUGCGUGGGACCAAGUCUUUGCUGUUGUCCUUCUGGCUGGACAGGGAAACAAUGCAACACACCUAUCUGCUUUCAGAAAUGUAAAAAUGGUGGUGAGUGUAUUGCUAUCAUAUGCCAUUGUCCUACGACAUGGGAAGGAGCACAGCGUCAAAUACCAAUCUGCUAUCAGAAGUGUCUUUAUGGAGGCAGAUGCGUACUCCCCAACAUAUGUUCUUGCUGCACUGGAUAUACUGGAGUCAAACGUGAAAAGAAAAUACAGAUAAAACACCGUUGAGUAAUAUCAAGUAUAAGAAUGGAAAUUUUUAUUCAGAAAACAUUGAAGUUAACUACUUGAAGUUUAUUUGAACAUCAUUUUUAAAGCUAUUUUAAAGGCUGAAGAAACUAAUAAAUACAGACUGGUCUUAGUUGUUAGAGAAAAGCAAAGAAGAAAUCCAGAUAAUCAAAAAUUUACUUUGAAAUGUGAUUUGAUAUUUAUAUAUUGAAAUGAUGUUUCUGAUAUUCCUGACAUUCACGAUAUUUAAUAAACUGAACAUUUUCCCAG